Leptomonas pyrrhocoris is the source of this 1421-nucleotide messenger RNA. RefSeq names its product putative palmitoyl acyltransferase 7. Gene Ontology annotation, cellular component: endoplasmic reticulum; Golgi apparatus. Bases 186 to 1421 code for a protein of 411 amino acids. The transcript has a single exon. Lineage: Eukaryota; Euglenozoa; Kinetoplastea; Trypanosomatida; Trypanosomatidae. Gene Ontology annotation, biological process: peptidyl-L-cysteine S-palmitoylation; protein targeting to membrane. Gene Ontology annotation, molecular function: protein-cysteine S-palmitoyltransferase activity. The record is from RefSeq and is a predicted model, not a curated record.
AGCAGCAGGGAAACACAGGUGAGACAGAAGUUGCUGUAAAGUCGCUUCUCCACUUCACAGAGUUUAACAAAGAAAUACAGCAUUCGCUUUGAUUUCACCGUUUCGAGGUCCACUUUUUUUUUAAAGCUAUCCGUAUCCACGAUUUUUUUAAGUUCGUUUUCUGCUUCUCUGCAUCCCGAACACGCAUGAGUUCGACAAGUUCAACUCCACCGGCUGAGGUGGCCACCCCCGCUCCUCACAAGCAGAGCAGCGAUGUAGCGGAGAGCUCGAUGUCCGUCCGCAACCCACUCGCCGCGGCGCCCCAUCACUACCACUCACCCGAGGACUUACCGUGUGCAAAGACGAAGAGGCCGAAGGAGGCGGAGGAAGACGGGACGACGUCGGAGGUGCUGGGGGAGUCACCGCACAACGACGCGGGGAAGGAGGGCAACAAGCUUCCUUCCCUCUACGAGUCUGACGAGGUAGCGGAGAAGAAGAGUAUCACGGACAACGCCAGCGCAACCACUGUCCAGCCCGAUCCGGUCUCACCGCACAAGGAUGGCGCGGCGGAGCUGGCCGCGCAGAGGGACUUGCAGCAACGUUCUGCCGCGGUGAUCGCCGCAGCGAUGGCCACACCGAUGGUGGAUGCGCGGCUGCCGCGCACUAUGGAACCGUGCGCCUCGUGUUGCGUGGAUCAGAAACACGACCCCAACUUGUGGAAGCGCGCGCAGCCGCGGCGGCACGCCUUUGAACGGCCGCUCGACUCACUCCAGAUCGGCGCCCUCGUCUAUGAAGUGUUGUUGAUUGCUUUGUUCUUCUCAACCGUCUUUGUGGGCUACGUUCUUCUGUAUACGCAGGACAAGAAGGAUUGCCUGGUAGAGCUCAUUCUGUUCUCGGUGGUGUACGUGCUCGACAUGGUGUUCACCUACACCGCUUUCUUCAUCGUGUCCUUCCGCGACGCGAGGGACUCCGACGACGCCGGUGAGCUCUGCACCUUCUGCCGACGGCUGACGCACGCCACCUCGAAGCACUGCAAGGCGUGCAACAAGUGCGUGAGUGACUUCGACCACCACUGCAAGUGGCUGAACAGUUGCGUGGGCGGCAAGAACUACCGGGCCUUCCUGUGCUUCAUCGGCGGGUGCCUGUUCGGCACCGUGUGGGAGAUGGCGAGCGGCAUUUGCUUUCUCGUCCGUUGGUGGGACGUGCUGGCGGCGCACCACAACGCGUACUUUCGCGUGGGGGCUAUCGUCAUGUGCGCAGCGGUGGUGCUUGGAUUUGUUGGCGUUGUGAACCUGGUGGCCUACCACAUUUUCCUGCGCUGCGUGCUGGGCAUGACAACGUAUCAGCGCCUGCUCGCGCUGCGCGAGAAGAGUGCUACCCUGGACUUGGCGCUGGACGACACGGCAAAGAAACCGGCGCGGAGUUCCUGCUGUUACUGGUAG